Molecule: messenger RNA, 6202 nt
Organism: Xenia sp. Carnegie-2017
Lineage: Eukaryota; Metazoa; Cnidaria; Anthozoa; Malacalcyonacea; Xeniidae
Product: myosin-11-like
Exons: 5
Coding region: 122-871 (249 amino acids)
Biological process (GO): vesicle transport along actin filament; actin filament organization
Cellular component (GO): cytoplasm; vesicle; actin cytoskeleton
Molecular function (GO): microfilament motor activity; ATP binding; actin filament binding
Source: RefSeq, a predicted model, not a curated record
AUGUACGUUCAACUUUGAUUUGAGUUAAAUUUGGGUAUAUUGUUAGUCUGCUUUGAUAAGAAAACCUAUAUUUGCACAGUGUAGCAAGAAGAGGUGCUUGGUUUACUAAAAUCCUGUGAAGAUGGAUAACGAAAUGAAAUAUUUAGCGGUGGACAGGCGAAGUGUUGGCGACCCCACUUUGCAAGCGGAAUGGAGCGCGAAGAAACUUGUUUGGGUGCCCGACGAAGAACACGGAUUUAUCCCUGGAAGCGUAAAGCAAGAGAAAAACGAUGAAAUAACUGUUGAAUUAUCAGGUGGCAAACGAAAGACGUUUAGCAAGGAUGACAUCCAGAAAAUGAAUCCACCAAAAUUCGAGAAGGUCGAAGACAUGGCCGAACUAACUUGCCUCAACGAAGCAAGCGUUUUACACAAUCUGAAGGAUCGUUAUUAUUCAGAAUUAAUCUAUACCUACUCCGGUUUGUUUUGUGUGGUCGUUAACCCGUACAAAAGGCUGCCUAUCUAUACCGAUAAUGUGGUGGAAAUGUACAAGGGAAAAAAACGACAUGAAGUGCCACCACACGUUUAUGCAAUUACAGACACUGCAUACAGGAGUAUGCUUCAAGUGGGGAAAGUGGAGCAGGAAAGACAGAAAACACAAAGAAAGUCAUUCAAUAUUUGGCAUCGGUUGCAAGACACAGCAAGGCUGCAUCUGCUUCAAGUGAACAGGGAGAGAGAUCAAGGAUUUCACAUUCAAGAGAGAUCAGCAUGGAAACCUGGUAAAGAGCCAAUUUGUUUCAUUAUAAAUGGUGUAGCAGAGACUGGUAAGAGUUAUCUAAUCAAUGUGAAUUUGAAAUAUGCUAUAAAGCAAGUGUGCUAUUGUCGGCACAGCUAGAAAAAAGUGUAUAUAAUAUACGAGGAACAACAGCAAUUCAUUCCUCAUUGAAGUUACCUAUAUGGUCACUAGGGAAAAAAGACCUAACAGGACACAGCUUGUCUAGAUUACAAAAGAAUUUGAUUAAUAUACAAUACUUUAUCAUUGAUGUGUAUUCUAUACUUGGGAAAGUUACUUUUAGUAGGAAAGAUAAACGUUGCAACUGGUUAAUAGCGGGUAAAGUACUUGGAGGAAAUUCAUCAAAAACCACGUAGGUGGCAAACAAAGUAUUCAGAGAUACUACUAGACUUUUUUAUAGCAAUGAACAAGUUGCCAGUUACAAACACGACCAACUAACAAAGCUUGAGAAUCCAAUUGCACGAAUUAACGCCCUCUCUAUAUGUUAGAAAUAGCAAAUAAAAUUCAUUUUGAUGACAUUUAGGCUUAGAACCUGUUGUUUUUCUUGCAAAAGGUGCAAAACCUUAAAUAAUUCAUUGCUGUAUGCAACUGAAUAUUCAUUUAAAAUGUGAGAAAUUUAAUUGUAAUAAUUAAUUAAUAAUUUAAUUCAUUUUAAAAUCUAAGUUUUCAAUUUUUGCGAAGAUAGUUUUUAUGCUUCCCCAACAAUUUUAUUUGACACAUACAUCACUAAGGUUAAGAAAUAUAAGGCCAUAAGCAUAAUUGAGUGAUUUUUAUCAUCUACGGCAAGUAACUACGUCAGAAUCUGACCUUACAGGUGCACAAAGCGAUAUAUGUCAUUUUGACUCUGCUGAAGAGGCAAUUUUGAAAAAUCAAAAGAUCAUACUCUUCGUUGUUAUUCCAAUUUUGUUUGUUCAAGCGUUUUCUUGCACCAAAUAGCGUUCGCAAGUUUCUUCAGCUUCGAAAUAUCGAUUGAAAUGCCUUCUUGAAUAUCCAAACAACCGAAACUUCGACUUAGUUGGCGCAGAAUAUCAAACCUCAUAGUAUAAGAAGCUAUUUUAGUUAUAAUAUGUAAUAAUAUCAGUGAUUUUGGCAUGCUCUUUUUGUACUAUGUCCCAUAUGCAGCAAAGUCACAGUCAUUGCGCAACAAAAUUAUGGCUAGGGUUUUGAUCCAGGUCUCGUCGUGUCUCUCGUACAAAAUGCUUGAGCUGUGAUACUAUAUUACUUAUUAUAUAAAUAAUAAAACUUAUUAUUUAUAAAACGUAUUAUAUAUAACAACGUAUUAUUUAUACUUUCUACGGGUUUGACACCACUUAUAACUCUUUCUAUGGUGUCAGAAGAUGGUAAAUUUAUCUACGUUUGAAUAAAAUGUUAGAGUUUUCUUAUAUUAUUUAAGUUCUUUGAUAUAUUUGAUCUCUGUAAUGCGAUAUUGCAUAAUUUAUAAAAUCCUAACAGUGUCAUUAGACAUACUUGACCCCCCCUAGAUCCGCCCCUGGUUUGCACAAUAGAACUCACAGAAUUCAAAGCAACACGGCACAGCGAUUAAAAUCAAUUGUGUGUACCUUAAACUUCUAUACAUUUUUAUCAUGUUUACUGAAGUUUUAAACGUGGUUAACACUUGCUCUUUUUCAUUUGGUUCCUCUUAAGUAAAGUAUUCGUGAAGACAAGUUGGCAUUAUAAUUUUCAAAGGAAUUCAACAAUUUUGCCUGUAAAAGGUUUUCGGGUUUUAGUGUUUUUCAAUCCUUGAUUAAUUUCAACAUAUUGUUUCUCGGUCGAAGAAAAUAAUUUAAAGUAUUCCAAAAUUGUAAAACUUCAAGACAUAUCAAAGAGAAAGUUUGUCUUUUUUGAAUUUUUUUCAGCUUCCAGGAAAUAUAUAACCUCAUAGACUUAUAUAUUAUUUCAAGUUGGCGAAUCUACAAUUAAAAACAAAAAAUUACAAUUGGUAAUCUUAGAUACAUAUUACGGAUGUAAGAAGUAAAGAGAAAAAUUAAAUUUGUCAUUAUCAGCAAAAACGUUUUUCUUUUCUUUGUGAUCGAAGAAAGAAAAAUAUAUUUUCCACACCUGGAUUGUGUCUUGCUCUUCUUCAUUAUCCUCAUCAUCAACUGCAACAUCCUUAAGGGUUAUUUUAAACUGCUUUGGUCAAUUGCCAAUGUCGGAAAAAUCAAUCAUCCUGAGCUUCAAAGUUGGCUCUGGAGGCUGCAUUUUAUGCAAAAAUAAUCUUUUCAAAAUUUAAUGAAGAUCGUAAAAAUACUUGUUUUAUAGCUAUGAGCAUGUAAUACAAAUUCCCGCGCCUCAUGUUUGUAAGAUAAAUGUGCGCGUUAAAUUUUUUAUUUAUGACCAAACUAGAAUUCAAAUGCAUAAGUAAUGUAGCAAAAACAGAAUCUUUCAACGGAAACAGCAUAUCUCACUUGAAUAACAUGCAGCUUGCGAAACAUUCAAGUUAUUUGACUCAAGUUAUUCUCGAUUGCUUUCAGUUUUGAAUCACGCGUUGGGUUUCUUAUCACUUAAAAAUACCAAAAUAAAUCUCACUUUGCAAUAAAUUUUGUCAAAACGUCUACAAUCCACGUGAUCAAUAAAAUAUAUUGAAGAAAGUGUAAAGAAGAUUUAUUGAUAAAGACAAAAGAAACUACACACAAUUAGCUAUUGGUAUUUGAAUCGGUUUUUCUAGUUUGAAUUUCAUCAACCAUGAUCAGUAGUACGCUCGGCAACAGCAGUAAUUUGGUCCACAAGAAUAUUUAACAUUACAUGAAAAGUAACGUUUAAUUGCCUGGCCAACUUUGCCCACGUCUGUAUCUGCGUGUUUGUUCACAGCUAAAGAUGGCUGAUUUUUGUACACAUGGAAUGAGUCCACGCACUCCGAAUGUUUUGUUCUAACAAUUGAAAAAGAACACAAGUUGAUUGAAAAUGUUUAAUGCUUGAAGCUAUUUUACUUUUCAUUUCAAGCUAUUCCCGUUUUUGUUUUUAAGUAAACUAAAAACCAAUACCAAAACACAAUUGAUAAUUAUUUGCGGCAAUCGGACAUAGUAAACGAUCCAUUCAUACGGUUUAUUUCUAUAAUGCAUAUAUUCGUUAAGACAGUUAUCACAGUCGAAUACCUAUCUAUAGCAAGUAUGCUAAUAACAUAAUAUGAUUUCAAUAUAAAUUGCACUCACAGCAAUAUAACUACUCGGAUUGUCAUUUGGACAUUUUUUACUUUAGAUUAUCCGAUUUUAGUAUCUGUUUAAAAAUAAAAAGCCUUAAACGCAAUAACUGUAUUAUCAAAUAUAUGUGUAGUAUUCUUCGGUGGCGUAGUUAGUGGUCGUGCUCUUCCUGCUCAGCAGGACUACAAAUUCUGUAAAAACGAAUAUAAUAAAAUCGAAGAAAUUAAAAAUUACAUUUAUAGAAGCACUUUCAUAUCAGCGUACAACACUAUUCGUUCAUUUUCAGCAGUUUUAAAAGGCACACUUUCCAAAAUUUCCUCGUUAUUACAUAUUUACUACUCAAGUCAUCUAUAAGAAGUGCUAGAAAAAAAUAGUACGUUUCUAUUGGAUAACAUUCCGGUGCGCGCUUCUUAUUGGCCUUUUAAUAAGCGCAAGCUCUGUCCGUUUCUAUUGGUCAAUAUGCUGGUGGUGUUUAUUUUAUUAUCACCGUACAUGAUUCUGGAACUAACCAAUAUAUUGUUCGCAAUUAUAAAUUGGAAAUAUCUUUUUGAUGCUGUGUAUAGAAAACCGAUUGUUAUUGUUACACAAAUAUACAAUGGAUUCCAGUAAUGUAAGAAUUAAGGACAGCAUAUGAUUUACUCGGCAAGAGAAAGACGUGCAAAAUACUACACUUAUAAAAGCGAUCAUGAUCUAACUUCGUGGUAUAUAAAGAUAUGAAUUGUUUCACAAUCAAAUUGAGGUCACAAAUCUGAAUUUUUAAACGGCUCUAAUAACACCGCUGCGGAACUGCCUUCAACAAGUACACCAUCGUCGAAAUGUAAAAUAUUAAAAUCAGAAGCAGAAUAUUUAAUAAAGAUGUCUUGAGUUACAAUUAAAGGCCUAAUUCCUGUAAUAGCCUAAAUUCCCUCUACUCCUCGACGUUAUAGAGAAGGACCAAAUCUUUUUCGCUGGCUAUAUACCAUACUGAUAUUUUUCAUAGUUCAUAAGCUUACCUGCCAGGAACAGUUCCAAUCAAAGAUCGACAAAUGCUUGCACAGUUUGGUGAAGAUUUAGAACAAGCUCGACGCACUCCCAAAUAAACACCAUGUUCCUUUCCUAAUGCUGCACAUGCACUUGUUGCCAUCUCAUCCAAGUAGUUUUCAAAGUAUGACUCAAAACUCCCGUGAGCUGAUUAGAAAAAAACAACCAGCUGUUAGCUCAGCUAUUGCAUAUGAUAUAGCCAAUUCGCAAAUUGUUGCUUUUGUUCUAUGCUAACGGAAUGAAAUCCGUUUUCUUCUUUCACUUUAAUAUAAAAGUUUAUUGUAAUUUGUAAAUGUUUUCUUUAUCUACUGUACUUGCUUCAGUGAAGCUUAUUUUAUAAAAGCCAUUAAAGGUCUUACCUGCCCCUGUUAACAGCAGAAACAGAGCAAGUCUUACGAUAGUAGAACCACCAUUCAUAAUUUCCAUUUGGUUUCUUCGUCAACCUAUAUGAAAAAUAUGGCUGAACUUGAUUUUCUGAUAUAAAACUUUUCCAGGGCAAGUUUAUUUUUUGUUACGCUUCUCCUUGAUCAUCCCAGUUCCCAAACUCAACAUUAUCAUCGCAAUAUGACAACAUUCGUGUUUCUUAGAAUUACCAUAACAUGAAAAGAAUUUACUUAAACACAACACCUUCAAUCCGACCAAAGUUCGAAAGCGCGCAAAGUUUGAUAAAAGAAUGAUGUCGAAAUCUUCCACAAGUGUCGUCCGUUUUCUUAAUGGAAGAAAUCAGGGUGUAACAUGGCUUUAAUGCAUGUGAGUGAUGCUUGACGGGUUUUUUGAGUGUUUUUUCCUGUUGUGCAUUUGUUCUUUUGUACCCAGAAUAGUUGGUCAAGCGAGAAAUCCAUCGAUAGAAAAUGCUGGUAAGUUCUAAAACAUGGAAUUUGGAAUCUUGGAGUCUUGGAAUCAUUUUGUGUUAAAUCAUAAAGUAAUAUUUCUAUUUACAAGUUAUAAAGACGCGUUCAAUUUACAAUUUCAAUUUACAAUUCAUGUAAACGCAGUGAAGAAACGUAUGUUUUGCGUACUUUUACGAAAUGACAAAUCUCUAGCUAUCACGUUGCUUUCAAGAUAUGCUCUCAUAUUCUCCCGUCAUUAGUAAAUACUUAACUCAGGUGUGAGUGUUUUGAGAGAUACUUAUGUGUAAUCACAGCAACAUUUUUAAUAGUUCUGUAGCUUUCCGUUAUUGUAGUAAAUAGAGCUUUGCGUAAUGCCUUGUAUGAAUAGAGUAGUUCAACCAUUGUAAAAUAGACGUUGAAUAUCAAAUGUAUAGUUAUCUGUGAUA